GCUAGAGAAAUUGUGUGGAAUUAAGCCAAAAAUAUUUAAAGCAAGGUCCAUUGUUUCGAGAAUAAUUAUAAAUAUUUUUAUUUCCAAAUAAAUGCUACAGAAUAAUAGACGAAUUAAGAAGGCUGAGAAUCAACAACACUUAUUUGAUGACAACAGCCAUUUGAGUUUAAAUCGUCGAUGGAGUGAACAAUUGGCUAAUUGUGAAAAUACUAAUAAUUUUGUUCAACCAGAAAAUACUGAAGAAGAAAAAGAAGUAGCCAAACCAAUAGCUAUAGUUGGAGGUAUUGGAAGAAGUGAAAUAAACAAAGAAGAGAUGUCGACAACAACAAAUAAUUCAUUGAACGAACAAUUAUUUGUUUCAUCAUUUGUUAGAGCUAUAACUAUACCGAACAGUCAAAAUACAGAAUGGACAGAUUUGAGAGAAUUUCGAGUAAAAGAAAUGAAUGAAAACCGCCAAAGAGCCGCACAUAUGGAGAAUACAAUGCGUUGGUGGUUACUAUCGGCAGAACAAUGGCGCCAAAAAUGGCUAAAUGUUCGAAACGAACGUAAUAGAUUAAAGGAAGAGAAUGUUCGUUUAAAGAAAGAAUUGAUGGAAAUUAAAAAUAAAAUUAAAGAAAAUUAA
This is a messenger RNA of Meloidogyne enterolobii, 622 nucleotides long. NCBI's taxonomy places the organism in Eukaryota, Metazoa, Nematoda, Chromadorea, Rhabditida, Meloidogynidae. The record is from the annotation of a GenBank genome assembly.